GUGCACCGGCGGUGGACCCCGGCAGUAUUUUCACUGGCGCAGCCUCACAGUUGUUCUCUCGCUGCACACAGAGACACUCCGCAUGUACACCCCCGGCGCUGUGCUGGACCGCAAGUGCGUGCGCCCCUACAAGCUGCCCCCCACAGAGAGCUGCCCCGGCGUUGAGAUCCAGCCCGGAGAAGGCAUCUGGGUGCCGGUGCACGGCAUUCACCACGACCCAAGGUACUACGAGGACCCCGGACGUUUCGACCCCGAGCGCUUCAGGCCAGAGAACAAGCACCUCAUCAAACCGUUCACGUACUACCCAUUCGGGUCCGGACCUCGCGUCUGCAUCGCCCAGAGGUUCGCGCUGAUGGAAACCAAGGUCGUGAUGACGCACCUGCUGUCGCGGUUCAGCUUCUGCGUGCUGGAGGAGGCGCCCGUGCCGCUCGUGAUCCAGCCCGACAACCUGUCGCUCGGCAUCAAGGGCGGCGCUUGGGUUGGCAUUCGGCGUAGGUCUUGAACACUUGUCUGACGUGCGAGAGAGUGAACUCGAGUAUUGCGAUACUACGACGAACUGCGUCAAGAAAUAAUUUGUAGUUAUUACAGUUAAGCUCAGAAUACGUUAUAUGACAAAUGAGAAGUUAAGAGGAUGAAAAUAUCAGAAGAAUCCAGUCUCCACCUGUAAAAGUCUCUUCUCAAGACUUUACGAUGACUCCCGAAGAUUUUCACUGAAUGCAGUACAAUGUAUUCAAACUGAGUCACGGCAGAUACUCGGAACGUGUCGAUCACGUAAGGGCGACCGCCACAUACGACACUGAAAGUCGCUUCCUGUAAUCGCUUCUUCUCAAGAACUGCUAAAAUAGUUUUGAAUACGGAGUAAAAAUUAAUUACGAUGAGAAUACUCUGUCAUUAGUGUUAUCUACCAUUGUAAUGACGUAACGGGAAUCUAAUGGAUUAAUCUUAGCUUUUG
This is a messenger RNA of Schistocerca cancellata (South American locust), 952 nucleotides long. RefSeq names its product cytochrome P450 9e2-like. Gene Ontology annotation, molecular function: monooxygenase activity; oxidoreductase activity, acting on paired donors, with incorporation or reduction of molecular oxygen; heme binding. The record is from RefSeq and is a predicted model, not a curated record. Bases 83 to 502 code for a protein of 139 amino acids. Lineage: Eukaryota; Metazoa; Arthropoda; Insecta; Orthoptera; Acrididae. The transcript is spliced from 2 exons.